UUUGCGGGGACCGAAAUUCAUCAAGACCCUUGGUAUCAGGCUGCUCAGGUUUUCCAUUGGUGGAAUCAAGUCUGCAUAUAUACUGCACUGGCCAGUGGCCAGGCCACAGACUAUUUAUUUGUUGGAAAUAUUGUUUACACGUAUGUUGUUGUCACUGUGUGUCUGAAAGCUGGUUUGGAGACCACAGCAUGGACUAAAUUCAGUCAUCUGGCUGUCUGGGGAAGCAUGCUGAUCUGGCUGGUGUUUUUUGGCAUCUACUCAACCAUCUGGCCCACCAUUCCCAUUGCUCCAGAUAUGAAAGGACAGGCAACAAUGGUCCUGAGCUCCGCACACUUCUGGCUGGGAUUAUUUCUGGUGCCCACAGCAUGUUUGAUGGAAGAUGUAGCAUGGAGAGCGGCCAAGCAUACCUGCAAAAAAACAUUGCUGGAGGAGGUGCAGGAGCUGGAGAUGAAGUCCAGAGUGAUGGGGAAGGCGAUGCUUCGGGACAGUAAUGGAAAGAGGAUGAAUGAACGUGACCGCCUACUGAAGAGGCUCAGCAGGAAGACGCCCCCCACUCUCUUCCGGGGAGGCUCCAUCCAGCAGUGUGUGCCCCAUGGGUAUGCCUUCUCUCAAGAAGAGCAUGGAGCUGUUACUCAGGAAGAAAUUGUCCGUGCUUACGACACCACCAAAAGGAAAUCGAGGAAGAAAUAAGACGUGAGUCGUCUUGAUUGGUCCCAGGAAAGAGAUGCGGCUUGUUGCACCCAGUGUUAACACAUCUCUGUAAGAAGAGACUGGUGUCAGCAGCCCAAACCAUAAAACCCAUUUCUGUGGCCUUAGCCAGCCAGUUUGUUAGUUCCACAUUCCCUCGCAAACCUGGAGUAGAUGCCGCGGGGGAAGCCAUUUUGUUCCCUUUCAGUUCAUCCACAGUGCUUGGCCUAACUUCUGUUUACCUUGUUCUGAAGCAUUCAACUGUGCUCUGUGAGGUGUGAAAUUAAAAACGUUACGUUUCACCAAUAUUUAAACAUCAGUACUGGUUGUUCUGGGAGAAAGCUAAGAGAGUUUUAUGUUGCGUGAGAAACUCAUCUUGUGGAAUUGGAGCGGGGGCACGCUUCCUUCCUCUUUUGUUCACUCACAGAUGAAGUCCACCAGGCAGCAUGUAAACUUCAUUGUCGGCAGGUUGAUGUCUUGUUUUGAUUCCUAUCUUGUUUGUAUGAAGUGGGCAUAAACUUCUUGAUUACAGUGAAAUCACAAAAAUGUCUAUCAGUGUGGUGACCCUGAGAACGCUUCUCUUAACCUCUUAGCCACACUCCCAGCAGGGCAGGUGGGUCAGUCUUCUAGCAUUCUCCUGCACUCUUCCCAGGUGCCUUCUGGGCUGUCCGGGCUUCUCUCAUCUCAGACCUUCUGCAUGGCUGACCGCUGUGCUCAGCACAUGGCAGCUAGUGGGCAACCAACCCAAACGUGCACUAUUUCUUGUCCUAGCACAGAUUCAGAUAUGGAUUCAAGAAAUCCCCUCUGCCACCACCCUUCACCUCCUGAAACUAAAAAAAAGAAGCAUAGCUAUUCGCGUAUUUUCUAAAUGUUUCUCUGCCUCUUUCCGACGACAGGGAAGCCUGCAGGUCAGUGUGUGGUAGAACGCUUUGGCACUCCUGCUCUGGUCAGGUUCUCAAUACUCAUUCCCCAAUGAGUAUGGGACCUUGGGCAUUCACUUCAAUGAGGCCCUCAUGUAUUUUCUCAGGAGUUCAGAGCCCAUUUUGGACUUUCACUGCUGGGAAACAAGUGAAUGUAUAGCAUGUCGCCCCACGGAGGGACACGCCUGUCACUCUGUAACUCUAAAAUCAGGCAGGAUGAGUGAACCCAGUGGAAGAGUAGGGGGCCCCUGAGGCUAGUGGAGAAAGAUCACCAUCAAAGGGGAUAGCGAGAGGCAAGGAACACAGAGACCCGGGGAGGAGGACAGAGAGGACAUGUUAGCCAGAUCUGCUCAGUAGACACCGAAAUCAAGCCUGGAAGCCCAGACAGUUGUGGUGAUGCAUGCGGGAGGCUAAACAAGACAUUGACAUGCAGUUUUUAUCAGCAAGAAUUCCAAACAUUUAAGGAAAUGCCCUUUUCUAUAUGGGUGAGGUUUCCGUCCUAAUCCAGUCAGUGGUAGACACAGGCACCUCUGAAAAGAAAGUGUCCUGACUCUAAGAAGUGCUUCGUCACUGCCUUCCCAAACUGCGGAGUCCCACCUUCUAAAUUUGGACGGAACUUGCGUGCCCUCGGGCAUGAAUAUGAGCACCUGGAGCCCUUAAUAAAUGGCCAGCCUGGAGGCACGUUCUCUCCUCUCGGCUUUUGUUGCCAAACCAGAUUUUUGGAUGGCUUAACAUAAAUACUUCUGGGCAGCUGUUACUGCUUAAAAUGGCACCGUUCUUCUGGGGGUUGGCUGCGCUAAAUUGGGAAAUAAAACAAUAGUGCACUUUGCUUCCUUAUCCUUUAUUUUUGGAGCAUCCACAUUUAAUUGGGCAUUGUAAUAACUUAAAGUAUGAUUUGCAUUGACGAAGAAAACUAAUCCUUUGCUUAUGACGUGACCAGGAUCCAGGGAGGGCUUAAGGGGAAGCAGAACAAUGCAGUGAACAGGUGAGGCUUAGAAAAUUGCAGUUCCUAGCUCCCCGAGGUGGAAAACCAUUUUUAAAUACUAGAGCACCCAGCGAGGUGAAUCCCUAAAGGACUGUCAUGCAGGAAUUACAACACCCCCCCAACACACACAAAUGUGCCUGGAAUUAACAUAACAGACUGAGGUAUAGGUCUUUAUUGGACACCCAGAGAGAUGAUGUCCUAAGUAUAGAGGAGAAAUGAAAAUUUGAAUCGAAUGUGUGUUAGGCAUCCUGAUUCCUUGGUUUCAUUUGGAACUAAGCCUCUGGAAAGGGGAACUCAAGCUCAUUCCUUGUCAGACACUUAGCUCUUUCUUAAACUUGAGGCCUUCUGAAUUAGAUUUGUGAAUUACAAUGUGUAUAUGUUUUGUUUUGGGCUUUUCAUUUUUUAUUUUAUGUUUUAGGUUAAAGUGCAGUUCACAUUUUUCUGAGAUUUAAGUAUAUUUUCUGAUCCUUUUGACAACUGAACUAAACAGUAUUUGCAAUAAUGAAAUGUGCACACAGAAGAAAACAUUAGAUGGGAAACGUUUCUAGUCUAUUAAUUGUUGUAUGCGAUCAAGCUAUCUGGUGGCCAAAUGACUAAAUUGGGCUUUGAGAAGGAGAAGCUGUCACUAUGACUGAUGUAUGAUAUUUAGCCGUGGCCAACUCAGGCGCUGUGUCAUUUGUCCUAUCUUCAAAUUGAGGUCAGAGUGUCACACAGGCCCCUCCCCAGGGAGCAGGGUGGGCUGGAGUAAGUUGCGUACUCUGGCUGUCAGCUCAGUGGAAAUGCCACAUGGGACUUGUCACUCGGCCACAUGGUAAGUGACAUUACAGGCUGACAGGUCAUACUUGCUCAGCGCUAUAGGGCUGGCCUCUGGAUUGGGCUAAAGUAGCAGAAUCCACUGAGGGCCGGCCUUGGUCUGCUGUCGUACACAGACUGCCAACUCUUACUUACGAGUGUGUGUUCCGUUCUGGCUGAGUCUGCAGAAGGCAAAGAGCAGCCCUUCCAUGCAUUAGCUCUGAGUUCCACUACACACCAGCACGGACCAGCAAGGGGGCUGGGGAAAGUGCCCAUUAAAAAGGCGGGAUAGGAGAACAGAAUAAACCAACCAUUUCUGCCUGGUUGUCCAGAUUAGCACUUCAUUGCUGAUCAGAAUGGGCUUGGUAAUAAUUUUGGGGUGUGGCUGAUGUGUCCAUCCUGCCUCUCUGCGGAAUAUUCAGGACUUCUUGACCAGCGUUAUGUUCUCCCAUCUCCCAGCACAUAUGUGAUCAUUUGGGGGGGAUCAGUAGAGCAUACAAAACCUUCCUUUGGAGAAAGGAGAUGCUGUUGCUUUAACAUCCGUGGAGUAAUAUCCUAAAACGUGAACCUGAGUUUUGGCAGAGCAUGGCUGGGAACUCUGUUGACAUUUUCUUUUCCUUGACAAGGCUUCGAGUCUUGCUGUAGGGAGCUGGCAGUGAAAAUCAGUGAUAACUUGUCAAGAAGCAGUGAAUAAUGAAAAAAAAAAGUGGGUAUGAGUAACUAAUGUCUGAAAAUGCAUAUAGAUGUAUAUAUUACAGGCUUUACAACUGAAUUUUUUUUAAAGAAAGCUAUAGUCUGUAAUCUCCAUUUGUUAUAACAAUGACCCUUUAUCUCAUUUUUUGAAGAGAAUUUUUAAUCCUAUUUCUGUUCCUAGGGGUUUAUGUCUUAGACCAUAAGUUGAAUAGAAUGUUUGCAAAAUUCUGCAAGAGAAUGAGGUAGUCUUUCGUCUUGAACAUGGGAAGGAAGUGCACACAUUUCGGCUGGCAUUUGGCUUACUACCAAGGGUCGUUGUCCCAAGGUAAUUCAAGGAGCAAUUCAGUCUCGGCAUUUGAAAUGUAGACUUCAUCUCCAGGGAUCCGUAAAAAAUGGGAACAGGGAAACUGUGGUUAAGCAGAGCCCGAAAUAAUAACCUGGCAAAGAAAUGAGUUUAUCAGGUCAAGGUAAAAGAUGGCAUCCCCAUCAUAUUCGUUAAACACUUUCAUCGUGCUUGUAUUAGCGAAUUUAGUAAUGAUGGAGAUAGUGAAAAGACAGCCACUCCCCUUCAAAGGGAAAGCCUACCUCAGCUGGCUUUGUUGCUGGUUCUCCACUGACUCAAGACCGUUGUUGGUCUCAGUAUAGCCUUGGGGGAGAUUGUUUAGCCUCAUCCUGGACACUUCCCCAUCCUCAAGGCAAUGAGGAUGAUGAGAAGGGUUUCCAGUGGGUCGUAGAGGUGAGAGUCCAAGGUCCCCCAGAAUAUAUUAACAAGUAUCCCUGAAAGGAAUAGACCUGAAAUACUCUACUUCUCACUUAUUGUUUUUCUCAACAUCCCGUAUUGUCCCACAGUACACAUUUCCUUUGACAUUACAAGAGCUUCAUUGAAUGCCAAGGUUCCACUAGCACUGUGUGGAAAGUUCUCUCUUAGCUUGUUGGGUCUGAGUGUGGCCAACCAGCAUGCAGUCUUCAACGGGAAGAAAAGGCUACUGAGCCAACAUAGUGUUCAGAAGCUGUGAAGCAAAAGGGGGCAGAAAAGAGGGGCGAGCUCACCCUGCUAACCCACCCCAAGCAUAAUCCAUAGCUGUUAACUCUGACCAACACCUCUGCUCCCCUCGCUGAGGGGAGACAAAAGAGUGAUUCUUUUACACCGGGCUGGCUCAUUGUCAAUGACAAUCUCUUGCCCUGGUUGCCUUAGAGACAUCCACUCUGCUCUUUCUCUCAGGCUCCAGACCAAGAAAAACAUGCUCCCAAGAUUAGCCCAUCGGCAUUUCUUCUGACCUGGCUAAAGAAAGAAAGGAGACCUGUUCCUUUUAAAAGUCAGGAACAAAGUGUCAGGUGGCUUUGAUUUAUGACAGAAAUAGGAAGAAGAAAGUUGAGGUAAUAGCGCUAUCCAAAUAACCCUGCCCAGGAAACUGAGGGGUCAAGAGAGCUUAUCAAGAGCCUUUUAUAGGCAAGCUCUUCCGUAAGGCAGAGAAGGGGCCAGAAGGAGGGGGACAGCCUGAAGGUGAGGAUGUGAACCCACUUCCGAUGGCGUUGGAUUCAGUCACCCCCGAAGACCACCACGCAACCACAGGUGGAUCAGUAAACACCAAUUAAAAAGUGGAAAAAGAAAAUCUGCCCUGUCCUAGGGCUUCUGUCCUUCCCCACAGGAUCCCUGCACAGGUGGAUACUUGGCGGGCUUUUCAUUAAUAAAGUCAGUGUGUGUGCUGACACGUGCAUUCCUCCGCCUUCCUUCUCCCACGUUGCCGGUGAUUGCUGAGUUCAGAAGUGUGCCCGCUGCUUCCCUAGGAAGCCUCCCUCUGAAGGGCCCUGCUACCAGCUGCAGCCCUGCCGCUGCAGGGGUGGGGCCCCGGGGGCCUCCGCCAGGAGCAGCUAGGUCUGCAGCCUGCGUGCCUCCUCUUUCCUGCAGGUCACUGAAUUGCUGUUUGAAUGCACCGUCUUUGCGGUGUCUUUCUCAUGCCAGCAAAGCCAUGUGCCCUCCUUUCUGCUGUCACAUCUGUGCUCCAAUUGCUUAAAUAUUGUUUGCAACAGGGAGGUUUUAAUCUGGUUAUGCAGAGGGAAGCGGGGCUGUGGGGGCACGUUUAAUUGGCUCCCAGCAGAGUAGUGAGCGCGUCUAUGGAGUGUGGGGUUUUUGUUCCCUCCCUCUAGAAGUGUUACCAUUUUCAUGUCCUAUUAAUGUCCUCUGGUUGUUAAAUUACAGCCGCAUAUUAUAGCGGAGCUGGGUUCCCUCCUGGAGUGAAUACAAAUGAAGGGCAUUUACUUGUAUUUUUAGAGGUUUUGGAAAAUGUAGUGAUUUGUGGCUUUGAUCAAUCCUGUGGACUGGUAUAUGUCUACACAUACCUGUUUCAAAUAAAUCUUUUGUUAAAGUAAAUGA
This is a messenger RNA of Leptonychotes weddellii (Weddell seal), 6451 nucleotides long. The record is from RefSeq and is a predicted model, not a curated record. NCBI's taxonomy places the organism in Eukaryota, Metazoa, Chordata, Mammalia, Carnivora, Phocidae.